This is a messenger RNA of Atta colombica, 1101 nucleotides long. RefSeq lists its product as uncharacterized. Bases 1 to 1101 code for a protein of 366 amino acids. The record is from RefSeq and is a predicted model, not a curated record. Gene Ontology annotation, molecular function: nucleic acid binding; zinc ion binding. The transcript has 3 exons. NCBI's taxonomy places the organism in Eukaryota, Metazoa, Arthropoda, Insecta, Hymenoptera, Formicidae.
AUGGGCUGCGUUCAGCGGACUCAACAGUUGAGUGGUUCUUCUAGUCAACAGGCAGAACUUGUAAACAGUGAACAAGCAGAAUUAUCUAAUGGAAACGAAUCUACAAUCACAACUGUGACAGCACCACCUACUAUCUUUGCUACAAAAGAUGAGUUUGUUAGAAUCUGGUUUUCAUGGAAAAAUGAUUUCUUUGCUUAUUUAAAGAAUAUUGACAAAGUUGAAGACAAAAAACAAAUGUGGGGUUUCAUGCUUUUAAAUCGUAUGGGUCCCAUUGGUCAAGAGAUUCAUAGAACAUUUCAUUUCUAUGAAGAAGAUAAAAACGCGAUGGAUAUAGACAUAUUAAUUAAGAAAUUUGAUCUCUAUUGCUUAUAUGGAGAUAAAAAAAGAGGCAAUGAAGAUAUCGACGAAUACAUACAUGAAUUGAAGUUCUUCGCUAUAGCGCAGGAUUAUAUUGAUCCUACGAGGAUUGUAAAAGAGAAAAUUAUACAAGACAUGAGUAUCCAGCGGUUCACAGGAAAAGCUGCGCUUCUCAUAGAAAGUAAAGGAGAAAACUUGAUACCAUAUUUACAAUCACUAGAUUUGUACCAUAUCGCUCUGUUCUGGAAACAAUGUGAACAUUUAAUGACACAAAAAAUUGAUGAAACACCGAAGCAGAAUUCUACCUCUGCUAAAUCUGCUACAACAGAGUCUACACCAAUAGAACAGAAUCAAAAGCAAUCUACUAUUUGGGGACAUCGAUGUCAAUUAUUUCUUUCUAAAUUAUGUUGUGUCCAUUGCAAUAAAUGUAAACAGUUCAAUCAUUACACGAAUAAUUAUAAAGAUAAAUACAUAUAUGACUGUACUAAAUGCGGAAUGAGUCAUAUUCAAUUACAUUGUCCAGCAUAUGGCGAACUGUGUAUGAAAUGCGGCGAGAGGAAUCAUUUUUCGAUGAUGUGUCGGGUUCCUUUUAAAAUAAAUUGCUCUAAAUGUGGUAUGAAUCAUGCAAUAUCAAAAUGUCCAGCACAGGGUCGAAUAUGUCAUCAUUGUAAUAAAUUGAAUCAUUUGGAAGAAAAAUGUCCAGAUCAGCCAAGUGUGUUUGAACAGAUACAAAGUGCCUAUUGA